AUGAGGCGAUUUCUCGUCUCGGCGCUUCUGCUCUUGCAGACUGUCGCAUCUGUAUCCGCUGCGGAGCAGCAGGUUUUGGAAGUUAGUAAAGAGGAUAUAACAACUACGAGUUUAAAUCCAGCAACCGAGACCGACAUUGUCCAAAGCACACAACAAUGGGCUCCCUACCAAAAUGGAUGGGAGCUUGUCCACGAAGCGACGGCCGAAUUUCGAAAGAUUAAAACGCCGUUGCAUAGAAAGACGAAGAAGCAAGGCGGUGUCCUCGGCGCACUCUUCCAAUAUGUCGCAAAAGCUUUACCGAGCCUACGAGCCAGCGCUCCUCCACAGGAACAACAUGCGACGCCCGUCAUCAGCGGCCCUCUCCUCGAGGGUGUUAAGCUACUUCAACAGUCAGCCGACCAGAACAAUACCGAUGCGAUCUACCUCUUGGCGCAAUUCAAUUUCUUCGGAAACUACUCACACCCAAGAAAUUUCAAGACUGCGUUCGAUCACUACUACCGACUAGCAUCGUAUGGAAACAGCUCUGCGCAGCAUAUGGUGGGAUUGAUCUAUGCGACAGGACUAGGAGAUGCGGUGGAACGGGAUCAAGCAAAAGCUCUUCUAUAUCACACCUUUGCCGCCGACGCAGGACACACGAGAUCGGAAAUGACUAUUGCGGCCCGCCAUUUCAAUGGCAUCGGCGUACCCAAGAGUUGUGAGACGGCUUCUAAAUACUACAAGAGGGUGGCUGAUAAGGCUAUGGCCUGGUUUCGAUCGGGGCCGCCUGGAGGAAUGGCUCUCGCACCAGAGGCGUACCGACUUUCUGAUGAGGUUGGUGGAGUCUACGGCGAGGGCGCUAGCGUUGUCAGUUCUGGUAUCAACGCUUUGAAGGCGAGUCCGAACUCGGAUGCUUAUGCCGCCAUCGAUGAUGUAAUCGAAUAUCUCGACCUGAUGUCCCAAAAAGGGGAUUUCAAGGCUUCGUUUAAUUUGGGAAGGCUCUACUAUGAAGGACAGCGUGGCCUGGACCGUAACGUUGACCUUGCUCGACGAUAUUUCGCCGCUGUAACAACAAUGUAUUGGCGCCAAAAGGAUGGUCGCACUGUCGAUCAGCCAAAACCCCAGUUGGAGAAGUACGCUAGUAAGGCUGCUGGUUACAUUGGGCGAAUGUGGCUACGUGGGGAGGGUGUCAGACAGGACUUUAAGGCAGCCCGAGGUUGGUUUGAGCGCGGAAUCAAGCAUGGAGAUGCUCAGUCCCAAUGGGGUCUAGGAAUUAUGAAUCUUCAUGGAUUAGGUCUACCGAAGAAUGUCUCGAGGGCUACUGAAUUAUUCAAGGCUUCGGCAGACCAGGACUUCAGCCUUUCCCACGUCGCACUCGGAGCUCUUCAUCUAGAUCAAGGUACAUCUGAUGAUUUGAAGAUCGCCAACUCAUAUUUCGAGGCCGCUGCCCGAUGGGCUAAUAUCGAGGCGCAGUAUUAUCUAGCCGAGAUGAUUCACCACGGAGUUGGACGAGAUAAAACUUGUGGCAUGGCUAUGGCUUACUACAAGAACGUCGCCGAAAGGGCCGAGCCGUUGGUGUCAUCUUGGACGGAGGCUAAUCAAGCAUAUGAAGAUGGUGAUUAUGAAUUGGCCUUCCUCGACUAUCUCAUGGCUGCAGAGCAAGGAUAUGAGAAGGCACAAAACAAUGUUGCUUUCAUGCUAGAUCCCACCCAGUCGCGACUCCCUCUACCGCCUUGGGUCAGACGCCAACCGCCGAAGCCUACAUUACUCCAAAACUCGGCUUUAGCGUUGAUAUACUGGACCAGGUCUGCCAUACAAUCAAACAUUGAUUCGCUUGUGAAAAUGGGCGACUAUUAUUUAUCCGGAAUCGGUACCGAAGUCGCAUUUGACAAGGCAGCCCAAUGUUAUACGGGAGCUUCCGAAUAUUUCCAGAGCGCACAAGCUCUCUACAAUCUUGGUUGGAUGCAUGAGAACGGAGUCGGUCUGACCCAAGACUUCCACCUCGCCAAGAGAUAUUACGACCAAGCCCUCGAGACUAACGAGGAGGCUUAUCUCCCAGUCACUCUGAGCCUCCUAAAGCUGCGAGCCCGUUCUGCUUGGAACACCUUCACGCACGGUCGGAUUAAUUCGAUUCAAGACGAACCAUCACCUAAGAAGGAUUGGUCGCUUAGCGAGUGGAUAGCCAACUUCCUCCAAGAAGAUGAUUUGUACUAUGACGACGACUAUUUCUACGACGAUGGUACGAUCACGGGAAGCGAUGGCGAAGCCCUGGGUGAUGAAUAUGAUGAAGUAGACGGCGUGAUCGAGAGUAUAAUAAUCCUAGGCCUCGUCGGCGCUAUAAUAUUCCUGAUGUAUUACCGUGCAAGGAGACAACAAGCCCACCGACAAGCCGAGGAAAAUGCAGCAAGACAAGCUCAACUGCAGCAACAACAACUCGGCGGUGGUGUAGCCGCGGUGCCACAACAACAACAACAACAGCAGCAGCAGCAGCAGCAGCAACCGUUGCCGCAAGGGCAAGGCGGAUUGUUCCCGCAACCCGGCGGUCCGGAGUUUGGACAAUGGGCUGCAGGUGGUGUUGUGGGGCAUUGA
Molecule: messenger RNA, 2565 nt
Organism: Annulohypoxylon maeteangense
Lineage: Eukaryota; Fungi; Ascomycota; Sordariomycetes; Xylariales; Hypoxylaceae
Product: HCP-like protein
Exons: 4
Coding region: 1-2565 (854 amino acids)
Biological process (GO): ERAD pathway
Cellular component (GO): endoplasmic reticulum membrane
Molecular function (GO): protein binding
Source: RefSeq, a predicted model, not a curated record